CUCAACCAGGAAAUUCCCCGUUAUCGACUUUUUAAAAACCUAAAGUAUCAGUCUCCAAUUAAUUUGUCUGAAGAGGUUACAACUAUCCAAAUGGCUCAGCUGGAAGUCCUGUUUGACAAGGAUCAGUUCCUUUGUUCUGUCUGUCUGGAUCUACUGAAGGAGCCAGUGGGUAUCCCCUGUGGACACAGUUAAUGUCUGAGCUGUAUCGAAAGCAUUUGGGAUCAGGAUGAACAACAGGGAAUCUAUAACUGUCCACAGUGCAGAGAGACAUUUACUGCCAGGCCUACUCUGAGGAAAAACACCAUGUUGGCUGAGGUGGUGGAGAAAGUGAAGAAGACACAAUUCCAGCAUGCUCCUUCUCCUCUGUGCUAUGCUGGACCUGGAGAUGUGGGCUGUGAUUUCUGCACCGGGACCAGAAAGCCAAAAGCCCUGAUGUUCUGUGUAGUUUGUCUGGCUUCUUUCUGUCAGACUCACCUCCAGCCUCACUAUGAAUCUGCUGCCUUUGAGAAGCACCAACUGGUCAGAGCUUCUGCACAACUUCAGGAGAAUAUCUGCACUUGUCAUGACAGACUGUUGGAUGUUUUCUGUCGCACCGAUCAGCAGUGUAUCUGUUACCUGUGUACCAUGGAUGAUCAUAAAGGCCAUGACACUGUGUCAGCAGCAGCUGAGAGGACUGAGAAACAGAGGCAGGUUGGGAUGAGUCACCAGGAGGUUCAGCAGAGAGUCCUGGAGAGGGAGAAGAAUGUCAGGGAGAUCCAAGAGGCUGUGGAGUCUCUCAAGCGCUCUUCACUGGCAGAGGUGGAAAACAGUGAGUGGGCUUUCACUGAGAUGAUCUGCUCAAUGGAGAGAAGAAGCUCUGAGAUGAAGGAGAUGAUCAGAGCCCAGGUGAAGGCUGAAGUGAGUUGGGCUGAAGAACACCAGGAGCGACUGGAGCAAGAGAUCUCAGAGCUGAGGAGGAGAGGAGCUGACCUGAAGAAUCUGUCACACACGGAGGAUCACAUCGCUUUUCUCAGAAAUUAUCUGUCACUCUCCAGGCCUGAUGCAUCUUCAGACGUUCCCAACUUCACUGUCCGUCCUCUACAGUACUUCAGAGACGUGAGAAAUACUUUGUUAGAGCUGACAGAGAAACUGGAAGACUUCCUUAAAAUAGAAUGGACCUUGAUCUACACUGCAGUGAAAGACAUUGAGGUUUUCCUUCAUCCAGAUCCCAAGACCAGAGAACAGUUCCUACAAUAUUCCUGUCAACUCACACUGGACCCAAACACAGUAAACAAAUACCUCUUUCUGUCUGACGGCAACAGAAAGGUGACCGCUACAGAUCAAAUCCAUCAUUAUCCUGAACAUCUUGAUAGAUUUGUUGACUGGCCACAGGCGUUGUGUAGAGAGGGUCUGACUAGACAAUGCUACUGGGAGGUAGAGUGGAGUGGUGAUAUUGUUUGUGCAGCAGUCUCAUACAAAGACAUUAACAGAACCAGUGUGGAUUAUGAUUGUGGGUUUGGACACAAUGACAAGUCCUGGAGGUUAGUGUGUUCUGAUAAUAAAUACUGGUUCAGACACAACAGUGUAAAAACUGAAGUACAAGGCCCUCAGUCCUCCAGGGUAGGAGUUUAUCUGGAUCACAAGGCAGGUACUCUGUCCUUCUACAGCGUCUCCUCUGAUAUAAUGACCCUCCUCCACAGAGUCCAGACCAUGUUCACUCAGCCUCUCUAUCCUGGCUUUUAUGUGUGGUAUGGGAGUGCAGAGCUGGGUCAACUAGAAGUCCCCUAUAGUUGAUUUGGGUUAUGCUUUUCUUUCUUUUAGGACGGGAUUCAGUGGGAUGUUUUGUAGGACUGACAGAUUAGAGAACAUUUUGAAAAUGAUCUUUAAAAUACCACAUUCUGAACAACGAUCUUCAAUGCACUGAUCAAAAUAGAGCCUGACCUAAUUAUGACCUGAUUAUGUAGUAUGCAACUGGUUAAAAGAAGUUGUAUGUAGUGACGGUAUUUUCUGAUUUUAAUUAAUCAGAAAGAAGUAAAGAAGAGCAAGAAAGACCACGUAUCCACUCAGUCGUGUUUUGGGUCAUGUCUAAUAGCUGAAUAAAGUUUUUAUGUGGGGUAUUCAUUCUUGGUUCGGGGUUCAAUAGCGAGUUGUUAUGGUCAUUUUUUACUCACAGAGGAGUGUUAAAAAUAGGAGAGCUGAAUCAGCAGUUACAGGGCAUCAUGGGGCAUCACAGGGGCACCACCGGG
Molecule: messenger RNA, 2225 nt
Organism: Esox lucius (northern pike)
Lineage: Eukaryota; Metazoa; Chordata; Actinopteri; Esociformes; Esocidae
Product: tripartite motif-containing protein 16-like
Exons: 6
Coding region: 304-1773 (489 amino acids)
Molecular function (GO): zinc ion binding; protein binding
Source: RefSeq, a predicted model, not a curated record